CUCAGUGGUUCGGCUGGCGCGCAGCGGCCGCAGUGGCCCGGUGGUGGGGGCAUGGCGGCGCUGCGGCCGUCCUGCAGAGCGCCCCAGAGCGGCAGGUCACGCAGGAACGCCAGCCUGUCGCCGACGGCGUUCCGUGCCAGGUCGGCCACGAGGCCGGCCGGAUGGACCGGCGUCUCAUAGAGCGGAAGCAGGGAGUCGACGAGCAGCCGCGCGCCGGAGUCGCCACAGCGGGUCAGCAGGCGGCGUACCCGCCACCGGGCGGCCGCGCCCUCGUACCUCCGCCGCAGCCACUCCAUCCUGCCGCCCAGAGGCGCCAGCAGAGAGCGUCUUACCUCCAACUGCGGCGCAUCCUGGGCACCAAUACGGCCCGGUUAAUCUCCCGGCCGACACGGUCGCAAACGGAAAUCCAUCCCGGUGUGCGGAUCGGCUGUAGCCAGCAGUGACUCCUGCAUCCACUAGGCUUAGCACUCGGACAGUCAACCUGCAAACAGCCACCUAUCUCUGGACUGCAACGUCCCCGCCCGGUCUGGCUCGGGCCCGCCUGUCGGUGGGUGGCCGACCUCUGAUCUGAGCCGAUAACCGUAUCAGCGGCGGCGCGAUAGGGUCGGCUCGGACGGACCGGGCGGGCGGGCGGGCGCCGCACUGACUCCUGCCCCGUCCGGUCCGCCGCACUCUCCGUCACCCCGUCACCCCGUGACCCUCCGUGACCCCUCCGUGACCGUCACAAUGACCCGCACCAGUGACGGAAUCAGCUCGCUGCUGGCGGCCGAGAAGAAGGCUGUGGAGAAGAUCGAAGAUGCCAAGAAGAACAAGGUGCGCCGGCUGAAGGCGGCCAAGGAGCAGGCCGACAGGGAGAUCGAGGGACUCCAGAGGGAGCAGGAGGCCGAGUUCCGUAAGGUGCAGUCGGCUCACUCGGGCAGCAAGGACGCCAUGGUGCAGCGGGUGGACGGCGAGACGGAGGCGCGGCUCAAGUCCAUGGAGAGCGACGUGGCCACGCAUCGGGAGCAGAUCAUCGCCCGCAUCCUCAGCAUGGUCUACGAGAUCACGCCCAAGAUGCACGAGAACGCGCGGUUCGAGCAGCAGGAGCAGCCGGCGCCGCCCAAACAUGUCCAGUACGGACACCAGGAGGAGGAGCCCGAGGACCAGGAGGAGGAUCAGGAGGAGGAGGAGUGAGGAGCGGCAGGAGAGGGCCGCCCGCAGACCCCGGGUCGGUCUGCAGAGGGGGAUAUCAGCAGGUGUGUCUGCUCAAUGGCGUGGUCUGGUGUAACCCGAGUGGUAUAAAGAAAUGGAAAGGCUUCAGCGGGCUUGCUCCGUGCUCAAAUGUUGAUAAAAGACCUGAGCUACUGCGUGUGUGGCGAGGAAUCAUAUCGCGUGUGGCAGAAAACUCGAUCGCACCCGACGGCCGGUGCUAUGAUGCUGCUCUGUUCCGUGUCCUGAUUAUGCGAAUUUCAUGUCAGAAGGUAGGAGUGCCGCUAGAAUGUAAGAGCGCUUACUCGGCAUUUUAUUGAUAUUAGAUAGUAGAUAGCUAAUAGGUUUGUCCGAAUGUUGUAAAUAUUGACGGCAAUAAUAUAUCACGGGAUGAACGUAUAAACGA
Messenger RNA from Amphibalanus amphitrite, 1594 nucleotides. RefSeq names its product V-type proton ATPase subunit G-like. Gene Ontology annotation, cellular component: vacuolar proton-transporting V-type ATPase complex. The transcript has 2 exons. Lineage: Eukaryota; Metazoa; Arthropoda; Thecostraca; Balanomorpha; Balanidae. Gene Ontology annotation, biological process: proton transmembrane transport. The coding region runs from base 727 to 1173 and encodes 148 amino acids. Gene Ontology annotation, molecular function: proton-transporting ATPase activity, rotational mechanism. The record is from RefSeq and is a predicted model, not a curated record.